UCAUGAGGUUUGCGCUGAUGAGCGCAUUCUGUUAUGUGUUCACGGGCUUGUGCUUGCGGUUCCUUUAAAGUUGUGCAGAAGUGAGAGAAGAUCCUUACUGUAGGAGGGGGGAGGGGGCAGUGCACCAAUAAGGGUGACUCGUUAUGGGAGCUGCGCAGCGUCGGCACAGAUAAGAUGAGCAUGUUAGCGUUUCAUUAUGAAGACGCCGCGGCGAGCGAAUGGUUGUGAAUGGCGUUAAAAGUACGCGACCCUUAAGUCACAUUAGGUUUAUAACGUUUGUCGAGAAUAAAUGGAUGGACAACGGAAGAUUAUAUUUGGAAAUCACUUGUCAUCGGGGGAGACGACUUAUUGGAAAUAAUGGGGAAUACGACUCCCAAACCGCUUGAUGCAAACCUGCAGUACCGUCCGGUGGUCAGCCGCCAGUACUACACGUUACCGGGCAACGGCCAGGAGCGACGCACAUCGGCGCCGCCAGCCUCGCUGGCCCCGGAGCCCCCUCGCUUCCACCCGCAGGCCAAGGGCAAGAACAUCCGGCUGGACGCGCAGCUGCGGCGCGCCACGCGCAAGAACAGCUUCUGCAACGGCAUCACCUUCAGCCAGCGGCCCGUGCGCCUCUACGAGAAGGUGCGCCUGCGGCUGUCCGGCGUGCACAGCGGCUGGAGCGGCGCGCUGCGCUUCGGCUUCACCUGCCUCGACCCCGGCGAACUCUCCUCCUCCGACAUCCCCAAGUACGCCUGCCCUGACCUGGUGACGCGGCCCGGAUACUGGGCGAAGGCCCUGCCCGAGCGUCUGGCCCUGAGGGACAAUGUCCUGGCCUUCUGGGCCGACCGGCAUGGCAGGGUAUUCUACAGCAUCAACGAGGGCGAGCCCAUCCUGUUCCACUGCGGGCUAAGCAUCGGUUGCCCCCUGUGGGCGAUUAUCGAUAUCUAUGGUAUUACGCAGGAGGUCACGCUGCUGGAGAGUACGUUUGCCGAGAGUGUUGGUGCCAGCUGUCUGAGCGCGGUGCGUCUGAGCGCCUACCUGCCGCAGAGCAGCCACGACUCGGCCAACUACAGCAACAACCAGCUGGAGAGCAGCCAGGCGGCAGCUGCCAAGAUGGCCACCCUGCAGCUGGGCCCCUACAAUCAGCUCAUCCCCUGCUGUUCUUCAUCGCCCUCUUCCUCCUCCGCCCUCAACAACCCUACCUCUUCCUCUGCCAACCCCUCUGCCGCUGUGUCCACCACCCCUCCGCCUCUGACCCUCUCCUCAGCCGGGCCGAGGCUGAUGGCGCCGCCGUCCUCCCCUCGCGGCCGCACCUCCCCGUUGGACUCGGACCUCCACUUCCACCCGGUGCGCGGUUCGGACGUGGUGCUGUCGGCCGACCGCACGGCCGCCUGCGUGCACUUCCUGGACGGCAGCCGCACGCUGGUGUUCAGCGACCGGCCGCUGCGGCCCGGCGAGACGCUCUACGUGGAGGUGGGCCACCUGGGUCUGCCCUACCUGGGCACGCUGCUCUUCGGCAUGACCUCCUGCGACCCCGCCGGCCUGCAGGCUUGCGACCUGCCCUCCGACCCCAACCUGCUGCUGGACCGAAAGGAGUACUGGGUGGUGUACCGCGGCUUCCCCAUGCCCUGCUCCGGAGACGUGCUCAGCUUCUGCCUGCUGCCCAACGGGGAGGUGCACCACGGGGUGAACGGAGGCGCCCGCGGCAGGCUGCUGUGUGUGGACUCCUCCCAGCCGCUCUGGGCCUUCUUCACCCUCCACGGGGCCGUCAACCGUCUCAGGAUCCUGGGCACUCUGCAGGCCAGCCCUCCCCUCAGCUCUCCCUCCAUCUCCCAGAGCAGCUCGCCUGACGACAGCGACUCAGACCUGGCCUUCAGUGUCAACCGCUCCUCCUCUGCCUCGGAGUCUUCUCUGGUCACGGCCCCCAGCUCCCCCCUGAGCCCCCCUGUCUCCCCCACCCUCCCCUCCCCAGAGAGCGUCAUCAAGACUGGCGAGUGCACCGUGUGCUUCGACCAGGAGGUGGACACGGUCAUCUACACCUGUGGCCACAUGUGCCUGUGCCACGAGUGCGGCCUGAAGCUGAAGAAGCAGAUCAAUGCCUGCUGUCCCAUCUGCAGGAGGCCCAUCAAGGACGUCAUCAAGACGUACCGCCCGUAACCCAGCAGGGUCGGCCUGGGGGUGGGUUGGCUUACGAACAAGAGGGGGUCCAAUCCAACCCCACCACCACUUGGCUAAUGACUCUAUGGAUUCAUGGAGUAGCCCCCCCCCAAACAUCCACAACCACUAUCCUGAUUCUCUUACGGAGAGAACUGCUUUGUGGCGAUCAUGGUGGUGAUGUUUAAUGGACAGAGCUGAUUGUGGUGAGGAACUGUUGUGUAGCUUGCCCAGCGAGCAGCAGGGGAAAAACAAGCCAAGAGGACCCGGAGUGAGGAGUCUUUACCCAGGAAAAAAAAAACAAAUGUGUUUCAGUGCCUUUGAUCUUGGAACAUUGUCCUCGAAGCAGCACAUAACUUCAAAAAAAUGACAAUCACCCCUUUUUUUCUAUGUUUCAUGUAUAUAUUUUCUGUUGUCUCUUUCUUUCUUUCCUUUAAAGACAAUGGUUGAAUGGACGUAGGAUGAUAUGAGAGAACCAAACCAAAAGGGGAUCGGUCCAGGGAAUGUUAAACGCUGGAACAACCUUUACUCUGAGGUCUAAAGGCUUCUUUGGCAGAUGGAGGUAGAGCACCACCAGUGGGGCAGGAUAAAGGCUGCCAUGUUGUUUGCACUUUUGACUAGUUUGACGUAGAAGUGGAACACUAAUGGCAAAUGAGAAAGCCGGGUCCCGGUUAUGGUUUUAAUAUAAAUAUGAUUAUGUAUUCAAUUAAAUGAUUGUGUUAACCAAUCUGUACAUGUAUGUUUCAAAUUGUAUGACUGUAAAAUAUAUGUUCAUUUAUCUGUUAUCAUAAUUCUCUAUUUUCUGACUAUAAAGACGACUGCUGCACUCAUUUCAGAUUGCUAUUUCUCUGCAUCGGCAGGAAUCCAUAACUACCAUCUCGUACAAACUUCAGACAGCAUCAGCAGGAAUCCAUAACUACCAUCUCGUACAAACUUCAGACAGCAUCAGCCAGCUGCCUUAGCCUCUCAGCAUGAAGGAUCAAGCUAAUUUAGCCGUAGAAGCUGGUUCCAUUUAUCAGGGGCUUGAGAGACAUUCGUCAUUUGCUGUUAGGUGGUCAUGCUCAAAUAAAGCCGUACAAGGUUCCUACGCACAAACUACUGAAAGAGGCUUUCUCAGAGAUAGUUGUGAGCAAGUUUUGUGUAGGAAACCGUGUACAUGUGUCUCCUACAGGUUUAAAUUUCAGAUUGGUGCCUUAGCAGACAAAAGAAAUUGCACUACCUUUCACAACCCCUUUUUUUCCAGGCAAAACUGUGUUGUGUGUGAGGUGAAGAAGAAAGAUGGUGGCAGUACUUCACCUACACACAAGAUAUUGAACUUGAGAGAACAAAAACCUGGAUAACUGCACCAGUUGGCCACUUAGAACUUCAACGCUGAAAUACAAUCAUCCUCAGCUAUUCUCUCAUAGGUGCUCAAAUGGUGAUAUUUGUCACAAGCUCAAUACAACACUAACUCCUCACUGUUGAGUUCAACCACUCAGCAUAUAAGAAGGUUCACCUAAUUUCUUCCCACUGCAUUCCUGCUAAACUGGGAUAAUGAGCCAGCUUGUUUAUGGCUGUAAAUUCAAGAUCCGCUGGCCUUGAAAACUGGUAAUUCUGCAUUAGGUGUGAUCUCAUUAUUUGAUUUCUUCAGUGAAUUCGUAGGCAUGUACUUACCUUCUGUAUGGAUGUGUAAAUUCCAGUUUGUUUUCCUGAGAACAAUUUCUUUCACCCAAGGCUUUUGCACCCAUCUUCAAAUGUUAGAAAAGAAAUUACCUAAUACACAACCAAAGCUGCUGUACAAACAAACACAUUCUCAGGACGGGGUUGACAAGUAAACCUUAUCAAUUGUGAAUGUAAAUCUUGUCUUGUUGUAUGCUUGUAAAAAUAAACAUGUUUCCAAAUGUUAGCCGCAGUUUUGAAGGUGCGAGAUUGCGGUUCGUGCAAAUGAACGCUAGAGGUCAGCCUUUGCUAAGUGGUUCUCUCUGUGUCCUUUUUGCCUCUGUCCGCUGUACAGUCAAACUCUACUAUGGUUCCGUUUUUGCCGUUGCUUGUAGUGUUUGUACAUUUGAAUAUACUUGGCCAUUACACAUUAAAUAUCCUGUGUGUUCCCUUUGA
Molecule: messenger RNA, 4230 nt
Organism: Clupea harengus (Atlantic herring)
Lineage: Eukaryota; Metazoa; Chordata; Actinopteri; Clupeiformes; Clupeidae
Gene: neurl1b
Product: neuralized E3 ubiquitin protein ligase 1B
Biological process (GO): ubiquitin-dependent endocytosis
Cellular component (GO): early endosome
Molecular function (GO): ubiquitin protein ligase activity
Source: RefSeq, a predicted model, not a curated record